AUAAAUAUUGGAUGUUGUUUAAUGCUUAAAGUGAGACCAUGAACAUAGACCUGCUCAUUGGUUGAAGACCAGACGCAGUGCUACGUUGUGGCUGUGUGCAGAAGCCUAGUCAUGCUGGCUGAAUGCUGGCCAGAAGAGCACUGCUGUUGUCCAGCCUUCAAAUGAGAUAAGGACCGGAUUUUUCUGUUGUUAAGCGCAAACCUGCAUGACCAGGUUAAUAGCUACUUGCUCUUGCUCUAAAUUUUGAGAGAACUUGAUCCAUCCUCUUCAUCAUGCUGCUGCUUCUUCAUGUGCUGAUGCUGUCGCUUCUCUCCGGUGGUUCAGCCAAAGUUGUGCAGAAUUUUGAGAGUGGCUGUGGUCAAUUUUUUGCAAAUGGAAGAUCACCAACAAUAUUUCCUGAUCCACAAUACAGGCAGAUCUGCCAAACUCUAAAUAAUGAUGUUUAUUAUGCCACAUUCUAUGACACUGACAACAAGAUCCCCGUGUACUCAGCCUACAAGUUUGAAGGGCUAAAGGACUGCACAAGACUAGACAAGUGGUACAUUGAACCUCAACUUGACGACAAUAAUGCAUCACCAAACAUGAAAUUCGAGAAGAUACAAGGACUUGGAGGCCGUCAAGCUCUCAAUGGAGACUAUGAGAAUUCUCGUUACGACAAAGGUCAUCUGGCACCAGUCUACCAGGCACAGUCACAGAGCUGUGCUUAUGCCACCUUCACUCUCACUAAUGCUGCUCCACAAAACCCCUCUUUUAACCGAGGUCAGUGGAGGGUACUAGAAAAAAAAAUUGCAGAAGAACUGUCCGAUCAAUGUCUACCGAAGAAGUAUUCUGUUUACAUUGUGACAGGGGUGGUACCAGGUACUGAUAACAUAAACAAUAGAGUGAAAGUGCCUAGUCAUUUCUGGACUGUGUACUGCUGCUUGGACAACAAUAACAAAUGUCAGAUCUCAAGCGGGUUUAUUGGAGAGAACAAGAAAGAUACUCCCAAAAACAAAACUGUGAAGGAUUUAGAGACAGAGUUGGCAAAGCUUUAUAAUGUUGAUUCAUUUGAGUUGUUUGAUAACUCUACAAAACUCCCAUCGAAGAAACAAAGUGAAUCAGAAAAUGAAAAUAAGCUAUUUCAAAAUAAAGCACCAAUUGAUGAUAAUAAUGGAGGACCAAACAUGGCAUCUGAGGGGUCUGUGGAUAUUCAAGUACGUGGAGACCGUCAAGCUCUUAAUAGAGACUAUUACCACUCUAAAUACCACAAAGGUCAUCUGGCACCAGUCUACCUGGCAAACUCACAGAGCUGUGCUUAUGCCACAUUCACUCUCACCAAUGCUGCUCCACAAGCUGAUAAUUUUAACAGUGUUUUAUGGUGGAAU
Sinocyclocheilus rhinocerous is the source of this 1364-nucleotide messenger RNA. Its product is annotated as endonuclease domain-containing 1 protein-like. Gene Ontology annotation, molecular function: nucleic acid binding; hydrolase activity; metal ion binding. The record is from RefSeq and is a predicted model, not a curated record. Lineage: Eukaryota; Metazoa; Chordata; Actinopteri; Cypriniformes; Cyprinidae.